This is a messenger RNA of Dufourea novaeangliae, 3222 nucleotides long. RefSeq names its product mediator of RNA polymerase II transcription subunit 24 (gene MED24). Gene Ontology annotation, cellular component: mediator complex. NCBI's taxonomy places the organism in Eukaryota, Metazoa, Arthropoda, Insecta, Hymenoptera, Halictidae. Gene Ontology annotation, molecular function: transcription coregulator activity. The record is from RefSeq and is a predicted model, not a curated record.
AUCAUGGCGGCUGUGAAAAGGUUACGGUCCGAAAAUCGAAGUAAAUUAUGCCAGUUAUAGUAAUUUAUUAAGUAAAUCAAUUUUAUGAAAUGAGACGUUACUCGCGUAGGAGAAAUUAUGUGUAACCUUUUAACAUCAGCAAUGGAAACUAAAGUAACUAGUAAAACCAGUAGUUUGAAAGCUCUUUUAUUACGCGCAUGGAGAGAACGUUGGAGUGAUUUACAAUGGGGUAUUAAUAUUAAAACAAUAUUACCAAGAGGUGUUAGUGGAGAUGUAUAUAAUUUAGCAGACUGUAUAUUGCAACAGGCAUUAGUAGGACUUGGUCCAAAUCAGUUAGUACUGUCUUACUUGAAACAUUCAUUAAGCUCUCAGUUGGUCUCCUAUGCCGCUGUACUGCAACGAAUAAGUAAAUACGACGCCUUUCACAAGCCCCAUUGUAUCCUAAGUCUACUAGAAUUCCUAGAAUCUAUCCAAAUAGGUAUAACCUGUCGUGGUAAACCGGAGGAAGAUCUUUUGGCAGCUGCAGUUCUGUCAAUUGUUAAUUGGCUAUUGCAAUGUUACUUGCAUACCGUAACAAAGAUGCCUCAGAGCAGUCCCUUGACUCCGCAACCAACCGAACUAAUGGACAAGCCUGCCAGUAUAUUAAAACAGAUGCUUAAUUCUGAUUUCCUUUGCGCGAUGAUGUACUUAGCCAAAUACGAUGACAAAGAUUUGUACAUAGAGGUUGUGAAAAAAUGUCAAGAGAUCGAGGCUCUGUUGAAAACCAGUAGCCUAAAGUCUUCUGUGCCGAUCGAGGAUUCACUGAAAAAAUUGUGCAAUUUGGAGGUCGAAUGUCUGGCCCUGUCCUCGGAAAUGACCCAAAUGGAAUCCAUAACGCACUGCCUGCAGCCGUUGUUCGCGGUUCAAGUGUUACUGAAUCCCAGCACGGAGACGGCUGUGUUUGUUAAUCAAUUGUUGAUGGUCCAAAGACUCAAGAAUUAUACGAAUUCGCGAUUGUACUGCGAGAUAAUACGCGCCUGUUUGAUGUGCCUGCACAAUGUUACCGGCACAUUCAAGGAGUCGCAGUGGGGCGCUUUCACGUUUUUAAAAGUGCCCCUUAUUUUAAAGGAGCUGCAUGUUGCGCAUUCGAACGGCGAUGAGAAAUCGGAGUAUUCGCAAGACAUCCUGGACGCGUUCGAGCUUCUGCUCCAAUUCACACCUCUUCUGGAUAUAAUGGACACCGCGUGUUCGUGCAACAGCGUCGAGUGCCUCCUGAACGCACUGCAGAAGGUGAAUUUAGUCACGGAGAAGCAAGCGAAACAAUUGAGCGGUAGAAGGGAGGGUGUCACGGCCACUUUACAAAAGUUAGAGUCUUCUACAUCGACACCUUCGAUUCCAAAGGUAAUCGUCAGAGCCGAGCCAACGUUGUCCGGGAUCCUGAAGACGCUGAACGCCGAUUACACGAAGAUUCACGAGGCUUUGUUGAGCAUGCUGUAUCAAGUCUUGACCGGAAAGAGUUUCGAGCUGAUGUUGGCUGUGGCGACUGUGGAAGGCAAGCUAAAAACUUUCGUCACCAAGCUGAUCAAGUUCAACGAGUGCAGCAAGCAGAUCAACGAACCUGUCCCACCAAAGACCGCGGCAACCAGAGCGAUGCUGUUCGACGUAUCGUUUCUGAUGCUCUGCUCCAUAGUGCAAACGUAUGGAUCUGAUGCCGUGCUAGAGGAGGGAGGCGGAGACUCCUUCUUCGAGCAAUGGGUACGCGAGUGUAUGCCCGAACGGAACCAACCAAAGUCGCCCCAGAAAAUGUUGCAGAACAUCGACCCCGCCAGAGUGGAUGCUUUACUGGCGCAAAUCAAUUCGCCGGAUCCCGAUUUCAAAUCCAGUAAUAUAAAGUGGCACAUUGCGUGUCAGUCGGCCAUGGGUGCUGUCAAAGAGCUUCUCUGCGCUUGGGAAAGUGACGUAUUGGGCGCUGGCGAUGUCAAAAGGGCUCUAGAUGGCUUGCGAGCUACUGCCUGCUGUUUGCCAGUUUGCGCAGCGGCUUGGCUUUGCGCGUAUAUGAGUAUCACUCAUCAGGAUGCCCUCUUGAAGCCCAUGAAUAUGGUGCAGCACUUUUUAACGCCGCUACCAGGUGACGAAAUGCAGGAUAAUCUCAAGGAAAGGUCGAGCCUGAUGUCUCAGAUCAUUCGAAAAAUGCAGUACGAUGUCCAUCCUCCCACACAGUCGAAGACGAAGGUGCUGUCGAUGUCUCAUAGUAUUAUAUCGAGGCAACCGAUAUUGGAGCAAUUGGAAACCGUUUGGACGACCGUCAAUCAACGAGGAUGGAUAAAUAUACAAGCGACACAGUCCCUAGAAUCAUUAUUAAACACUGGGGGGUCGCUGUGGUUCGUCUCGAAUAUAGUGAAGGAGGUGUUGAAGUAUCGUUACCAGGAGGAGUUGGAUCAGGCCGUAGAUUUAGCGUUCGCCAUUUUUCACCUUGACAUCGAGAACUGUACAUUAGACCUCAUAAACCAUAUCAUUCCACAAUAUUUAUAUAAUUCAUUACAGAGCGAGGAACUCGUAGAGCCGCAGUCCUCGGUGUUAGCGAAACUGUGCGUCUACUGUAUAUUUUCUACAUUAGAGUAUAACAAUUCGAAUCCUUAUCGGGGGAACAGUAGAAAACGGGUGAGACGUGAUUUAGACGCCGAGGAACUCGACGCUCUCAGUGUGCCAGCGAACAAGAUUCUCAGAUUGAACGAGUCGGGUGAUUCCAAUCCAAUUUUCGGUUCCCAAAGCCCGCAGGCUCAAGGACCAACCAAUGGACAGAAGUCGGUGGUGCUGAGAGAUCCACUUCUGUCGUCGUUGAACGGACUGUUUACGAUAUUCACGUUCCUGGCUGGAAGAGACGGUGAAGUGUCCCAACAGACUCAUUUUAUUCUUCAGUUCUUGCGUCUAAUGGUACAAUGUGGAAUGCCGCAAACAUUGGUCCCUUGCCUUCUAAAAGCACUGCCCGAAUUGUUCACGACUGAUAUAUUAUUAAGAUUUUACGAUAUUCAGACUGCAGCCGGACGUAAAGCAACCGCACGGGAUCUAUGCAUGCUCAGAAAUAUCACUCUGAAACCCACGAAAUAGUACUGAUCGCGUGUUAACAAAGCAAGAGAACCACUCUCGGACGAGCACACUGAUUUAUAGAAGCGAACGAUAAGUAUGGAAUAAUAGUGAGACAUCGAUUAUAUUAUUAUUUUAAAAUAUACGAAUUUAAUACGA